AGAGACGCUAGGGAUUAGCACUCUGCCUCUCCUCUCCUUCCUUUUAGACGCCUCAUCCUCCCCUUGGAGCUUCUAGUCCAUUCAGCAGAAGCAAUCGCAGGAGCGGGGCCGCACUCAGUGCUCCGGGCUGAGCGCCCCAGUCCCCGGCUCACUGCGCUCCUCUGCUGUCCCAGCCGCCGGCGCGCCGCGGGAGGAAAAGUUUCAAGAGCGGGGGGGAAUCUGGCUUAACCAUAAAAAAUGAGCGAACUGGAGGAAGACUUUGCGAAGAUUCUCAUGCUCAAGGAGGAGAGGAUCAAGGAGCUGGAAAAGCGGCUGUCAGAGAAGGAGGAAGAAAUCCAGGAGCUGAAGAGGAAGCUCCACAAAUGCCAGUCGGUGCUGCCGGUGCCCUCCACCCACAUCGGCCCGCGGACCACCCGGGCACAGGGCAUCUCUGCCGAGCCUCAGACUUAUAGGUCCUUCCACGACCUGCGCCAGGCGUUCCGGAAGUUCACCAAAUCCGAGAGGUCAAAGGAUCUCAUAAAAGAGGCCAUCCUUGACAAUGACUUCAUGAAGAACUUGGAGCUGUCACAGAUCCAGGAGAUUGUGGAUUGUAUGUACCCCGUGGAAUAUGGCAAAGACAGCUGCAUCAUCAAGGAAGGAGAUGUGGGAUCCCUGGUGUAUGUCAUGGAAGAUGGGAAGGUUGAAGUUACAAAAGAAGGUGUGAAGCUGUGCACCAUGGGUCCAGGGAAAGUGUUCGGGGAGCUGGCCAUUCUUUACAACUGCACCCGGACCGCGACCGUCAAGACUCUUGUAAACGUGAAACUCUGGGCCAUCGAUCGACAAUGUUUUCAAACAAUAAUGAUGAGGACAGGACUCAUCAAGCACACCGAGUACAUGGAAUUUUUAAAAAGCGUUCCAACAUUCCAGAGCCUUCCUGAUGAAAUCCUCAGCAAGUUGGCCGAUGUCCUCGAGGAGACACACUAUGAAAAUGGAGAAUAUAUCAUCAGGCAGGGUGCAAGAGGAGACACCUUCUUCAUCAUCAGCAAAGGGAAGGUGAAUGUCACUCGGGAAGACUCACCAAGUGAAGACCCCGUCUUUCUUAGAACUUUAGGGAAGGGAGACUGGUUUGGAGAGAAAGCCUUGCAGGGGGAGGAUGUGAGAACAGCAAACGUAAUUGCUGCAGAGGCUGUCACUUGCCUUGUGAUUGACAGAGACUCAUUCAAGCACUUGAUUGGAGGACUGGAUGAUGUUUCGAACAAAGCGUAUGAAGAUGCAGAAGCGAAAGCAAAAUAUGAAGCCGAAGCCGCCUUCUUCGCCAACCUGAAGCUGUCUGAUUUCAACAUCAUCGACACCCUCGGAGUCGGAGGUUUCGGACGAGUAGAGCUGGUCCAAUUGAAAAGUGAAGAAUCCAAAACAUUUGCGAUGAAGAUUCUCAAGAAACGCCACAUUGUGGACACGAGACAGCAGGAACACAUCCGCUCAGAAAAGCAGAUCAUGCAGGGGGCUCAUUCCGACUUCAUUGUGAGGCUGUACAGGACAUUCAAAGACAGCAAAUACUUGUAUAUGUUGAUGGAAGCUUGCCUAGGUGGAGAACUCUGGACUAUUCUCAGGGAUAGGGGUUCAUUUGAAGAUUCGACCACCAGAUUUUACACAGCGUGUGUGGUAGAAGCAUUUGCCUAUCUGCAUUCCAAAGGAAUCAUUUACAGGGACCUCAAGCCAGAAAAUCUUAUCCUAGAUCACCGAGGUUAUGCCAAACUGGUUGACUUCGGCUUUGCAAAGAAAAUAGGAUUUGGAAAGAAAACAUGGACUUUUUGUGGGACUCCAGAAUACGUAGCCCCAGAGAUCAUUCUGAACAAAGGUCAUGACAUUUCAGCUGACUAUUGGUCGCUAGGAAUCCUAAUGUAUGAGCUUCUGACUGGCAGUCCACCUUUCUCAGGCCCAGACCCGAUGAAAACCUAUAACAUCAUCCUGCGGGGGAUUGACAUGAUAGAAUUUCCAAAGAAGAUUGCAAAAAAUGCUGCUAACUUAAUUAAAAAACUAUGCAGGGACAACCCAUCAGAAAGGUUAGGAAAUUUGAAAAACGGAGUGAAAGACAUUCAAAAACACAAAUGGUUUGAAGGCUUUAAUUGGGAAGGUUUAAGAAAAGGCACCUUGACGCCUCCCAUAAUUCCAAGUGUUGCGUCGCCCACAGACACAAGCAAUUUCGACAGUUUUCCCGAGGACAGUGACGAGCCACCCCCUGACGACAACUCAGGCUGGGACAUAGACUUCUAAUGUAUUUCUCUUACCUGCUUCUGCCUUGCUGAAGACAGCUUUUUCUGAGACACAGCUGCCAGCAAACCUGAGGGAAAGAGAGAAGAUUAGUGCUCGGGGUCACCAUGAUGCCUUUGAUUGAUGCUGCUCCAGUAACUACGGUGGCAUUAGGACUCAUUGCUUAGAUUAUGAUAGUGCUCUUCACAUGUUUUAUGUUUGAACCUACAAUAACAGUUGACAUGGUGGUCCUGAAGCAAAGCCUUUUACCAGUAAAGUGAUGUUUUCUAUUGUUGCAAUGACCUUGCUUUGCUCUGAUUAUAUUUUGAAAGAGUGUAGGAAACACUUCCAUCCAGUAGAAGAGUCUGUAUCUUGCUAGAACUACCAAGAAUAGAGAAUAAUAUAUUCGGUACGAUAGAUGACUGUGAUACAGAAAACCUGGGCUCUCCCCGUUCGUCAAGGGAAGGGAGUGGAGCCUGUGACUUCAAGCCAGUAUAGACAUCGUACAAAGAGGACCACACAUUCGUGGGUCACAGAGGUCAUGUCGAACCAGUUUCUUUCCUAGCAGAUGACGAGACUGAAUGUUACCUUUCUUUUCUGAUGGGUUCUAAAAAUUGGCCUGACACAAAAAGCACAGCUGCUAUGGUUCUGUACAAGCCUCCCAUGGCAGGUGCAGAUGCAGUUUUUGGAGGAUUGAAAAUGUGCAUGGAAAUUGAGAAAUUGGCAAGACAAAGUGGAGGGGGAAAAGAAUUCACAAUACCAUUUCCUAUCUUUAAAAACUAUAUCUAUUGUGCUUACAGAUGGUCCUGGAAAUGACUAGCAGCCAGUUGGUUUUAUUUAUUACCUAACACCCUCAAACUGAGGCUUAAACUAUUCCCUUUUAUAAGAAUAAACCCUUA
This is a messenger RNA of Chionomys nivalis (European snow vole), 3128 nucleotides long. RefSeq names its product protein kinase cGMP-dependent 1 (gene Prkg1). The record is from RefSeq and is a predicted model, not a curated record. Lineage: Eukaryota; Metazoa; Chordata; Mammalia; Rodentia; Cricetidae. The transcript is spliced from 18 exons. Gene Ontology annotation, molecular function: cGMP-dependent protein kinase activity; ATP binding. The coding region runs from base 238 to 2253 and encodes 671 amino acids. Gene Ontology annotation, biological process: protein phosphorylation.